Messenger RNA from Prorocentrum cordatum, 4305 nucleotides. The record is from the annotation of a GenBank genome assembly. Lineage: Eukaryota; Dinophyceae; Prorocentrales; Prorocentraceae.
GACGACCUCUGGCCCGAGCGGAUCCUCCUGUACCCGGCCGCCUCGGACGUUGAGGACGGGGUGUGCUGGGUCGUCCUGACCCCGGACGGCGACAUGUACCUCGAAGAGCUAGAGGGCGGCUCGCUGGAGGACAGCCCCGUGGAGUGGCAGCUCGUGGCCCGAGACCUGCGGCUGCCGCCAGGACUAGGCCGGUCCUACCGCUUUGGAGAGGACCAGCCCGGCGAGCUGCGGGGCCUGUAUCGCCGGGCAUACGCGGCCUCGACGGCCGACGCUCGGAGUCGCGGGCUGCAGCUGGCGGCGCCCCAGGUGAUCUGUUCCCAGGAGGGCCGCGAUGUCUCGGUGGAGGAUGAGGUCGGGCGCAACUUCUUCGGCGGUCGGCGGGUGACUGGCAAGCAGGGAAUGCCUGCCGCUGGUGACGCGCUGGCGGCCGGGACGGGCGGGCCUGGCGACCAGGUGGCGGACGGCGGCGAUGCGCUGGCUGUCCCCGCGGUGCCCAACUCAGUGGGGGGCACCGUGACCCCUCCUCCGCCGUGGCAUUUCUGGCGCGCCGCGGAGCCUGAUAGCUCGCGGCCAAUCGAGAUCGGCGACUGGGUCGGCACCCCGAGUCUGGCCUUGCACGAUCGCGGGCUGUUCGAGGUGGCGCCUGGGCGGGCCGUCGUGGUGCACCUCACUGCCCUGGACAAGGACGCCUUCGCGGCCUCCCUCAGGCCCGCUGCCUCGGUCGGCGACGCCCCCGGCGGCGGUGCGGCCACGACGGGCGACGCCCGCGCCCUCCCUGUGAGGACGGGGCCGCGCGGCCGGGGGCGCGAGUGGCGGGGCGUGGUGGACUCGUGUGAGGAGGAGCCGUUCGGCGACUUCCCUGUGGCGGGCCCGAGGUCGACGUCAUGGUGUCUCGACUUCCUGCGGAGGCGCCACACCCCGACGGACCACCACCUGAUGUUCAAGACGACGGCCCGCCUCCAGAUGGAGCAAUGGGGAGUCCAGGAGCAUGAGCAGCUGAUGAAGUACCUCGAGCUGGCGGGCACCUACGACCAGCUUGACCUCAGCAACUGCGCCUUCGCGGAGGCGAUCCUCCGCCGGGCGCAAACCAUCGAGUGGGCUUAUCGUGAUCGGCUUCGAGAGGCGGAUUCCGCGAGCUCGAAGGACAAGAUGAGCCCUGAGGAGUUCUCGGCGUUCAGCGGCUUCAGCAAGGCGGGCGACCUCCUCAUGGUGGCCCCUCAGCUGCUGGAGCACGUCAAGACGCAGGUCGAGAAGGAUGCCGCCAUCAUGAAGAACAUUCGGAAAGCGCCCUCAGAGGGCGCGGUGUGCCGCAGUGUGCGGCGGCGGCUGCUUCGGCGUGACGCCAUCGUGCAGGAGUGCAAUCGCGUCAUCGGGGCCUUGAACGACCUGGCCGGGAGGCCCCAGGCGCCAGGCGCCCCGGGCCUGGCGGAGCGGCUUCCCCAUCGGCUGGUGCACGAGCGCGUCCGCCGCGCCGCAGUCGAGCUGGGCCCGCCCCCACCCGACCUCACUCCCGCGGGAGCCCUCAGAGAGCUCCGCGGCGCCAGCGUGUGCGAAGAUCUCGACUCGCCGGUGGUCAGCUUCGACGCUUCCCUUGUCUCGCUGCCGGAGGCCGGCAACAUCCCUGUGCCGCUCGGGCAGCUGCUUCAGGACGAGGGCGAUUUCGAUGUCGAGGCCUCAAUACACGAGCAGCUUCUUCGAACUGAGGAGGCAGAAUCCAAUCUUCUGGCAGCCCCGAGGCAGCCGUACAUGGACACGAAUUUGAGAGGAGACCCGCGGGUGUACGCCCGCUUGGUCAAGCGGCUCGCCGACGCUGGGAUGGUGACCUACACGGACACGCCGCGCGAGAGGUGCGGUCUUUUCUUCGCCCGUAAGAAGACUGGCAAGCAACGCAUGGUGGUCGACUGCCGUCGGGCCAACUGUUGGUUUCAACGGCCUGCAUCUGUUGCGCUAGCCACCGGUUCUUCUCUUGGCGAGCUGUCCGUGCCUGAGGGCAAGGAGCUCUACGUCGGGCACGUGGCUUUCCGGGAUUACUUCGCCCUGCCGUCCGUGAAGGCCGGGGACGUGGGGAUGGUGAGGCUUCGAGAGCGGCCGCUACAGCCUGGGAGCCGUGUCUGGCCGGUGCUGGCCGUGCUCCCGAUGGGCUGGUCGCACGCCUUGUACUGGUGCCAGACCAUCCGCCGUUCCAUAGUCAGCUCGAUUCCCGAGCUGAGUGCGGUGCGGCGUGCCGUCGCCCUAGUCAACGCGGCCUUGACACAGACGGGUCUUCCAACUCAUGAGGUGUGCAUGUGCGAUCACAAUGCCGACGUUCUUGGCUGGGAGAUCCGGGGUGAAGAGUGCGAGAUUCGACCCGAGAGAUCAAGGCUGUGGCGACUUCGGCUGGCUCUUGACUGCUUGGUCAGCCGCAAUACCGUGGACCCGAGAGACGUCGAAAAAGUGUUGGGACAUUGCACGUUUGUCGCCUUACUAUGUCGGGAGCAUUUGUCCAUCUUCAAUUCCGUGUACUCGUUCGUGCGGAGGCUGCGCCGCUGUGCCGCUGUAUCCCUCUGGGAGUCAGUUCGCUGGGAGCUGAACGCGUUCUCGAGCCUUCUGGGGAUGAUCUCGCGAAGUAUGUUGGUUGCCUGGAGUCGGGCCGUGAUGUGCAGUGACGCGUCGUUCUGGGGCUUCGGGCUGGUCAGCAAGGGCUUCAGUGAGGACCUCGUGGGCUCCGUGGGCGUUUUCUCGGAGAGGCGGCGGUUCCUGGAGGGCAACAACGUGCAGUCGAGGGCUUGGGCUGGAGUUGGCGAUGGGCCCCUUGAGAGCUCCAAGGAUUUCCAGGACAUCGUGGGCUCCGAGGAGGCCUGCAUCAACGCUCGCCAGUCGGCGGUCAGUCGCCUGCCUGCUGAGUUUCGGGAAGAGGGUUGGGCUGUCGUGGGCUCGCACAAGUGGGGGGGCCCGCCCGACAACGUCGUAGAGGGGGAGGCCCGGGCGCUGGCGUUCGGGGCCUCCGCCUCACCGCCCGAUGGCUGCCCAGCGAGUGGAACUUCGCGGACGGUCCGUCGCGAGGGCUCCGGCAUGCUGGAUAUGCCCGAGCAGGAGGCGGAGGCGCUGACGCGGAGGCGACCUCGGACGGGGGCGGUCGAUGCCAGGGAGCUGCCACGGACGCGGGCUCUGACGAGCCCGCCCGCUGCGACGGCGCCUCGGCUACGCCGCCUACUGGACGGUGUGGGCCCCGCGGGCCCGGUUGGCUCCCUGCCGCCCUCGGACUCGACGAACCUGGCGACCUCGCAGGCCGUGAAGCGGAGGAAGCUGUCUCGGCGGUCCGCGAAGCUCACCGAGGAGGGCUCGCGGGAUAUGUUGAGGAGGAGCACCGUGCGCAUUCAGGCCGUCAGGACCCGCUACCAGCAGCUGGACGACGAGUUCGACGAGUGGAUGGACGAGCAGGGCCUGCCGCGCCGGCCUCGCUUUUCGGUCGACCACGGAGAGGUGGGGCCGCUCUCGGCCUCGGACGUCGAGAGGAUCGACCUCGCGCUCGCCGAGUGGAUGCUGUCGCAGUACCUCGAGGGUGUCGACCACUGGCGCGGGGUGCAGAUGCUGGCGGCGCCGCAGUGGAGCGACCCGCGGCUCGGCCGCGACGGGUCGGCCUCGCUGCCGGCGGCGCGCCAGACGCUGCGCGGCUGGAGGGUGCUGACGCCCGCGCGGGCAAGGCUGCCGCUCCCCGAGGAGUUGGUGGCGGCCAUCGCGUGCGAGCUCGUCCUCAUGGGCCAGUGGGAGGCGGCCGCCUGCGCGGUGCUGUCUAUGGUGUUCUACAUGAGGCCCGGGGAGUGGGGGCGGGUGCUGGUGCGCCACGCCAUCCCGCCGCGGGCGGCGGGCAGCCUAGCCCUGCGGCGCUGGGCGCUGCUGUUCCACCCGCGCGAGGGCGGGGGCGCGAAGGCCAGCAAGACCGCCGAGUUCGACGAGAGCUUGGUCCUCGACCUCGAUUGCGACCAGUGGCUGUCGGGGGUGCUCCAUCGCCUGGUGGCCGGCCGCAGCGGGGACGAGCCUCUCUUCCGCAUCGGCGUCGCGGAGUUCGCGGCGCUGUUCAGGCGGGCGGCGCGGCGCCUCGGGGUCAAACCCGAGCCCGUGCCGUACCUGCUCCGCCGCACGGGCGCCAGCAGGGACUUCGUGAACCAGCUGCGGCCGCUCCGCGAGGUGAAGAGGAGGGGGCGCUGGAAGACCGACACGUCGGUGCGGCGCUACGAGAAGGGCGGGCGUCUCAGCGAGCAGUUCGCCCGCCUCCCAGGACCGCUCCAAAGGCACGCCCUGCGGUGCCACAGCGGGCUCCCCGAG